AUGUCCAUGCAAAAGGGUUUUGCCUGCCCUUCUCGCACGAGUGUUGACAAAUCUAAAUGUAAAGUGGCGGCCAAGGAAGGCCGUGGCGACAAUAGCAACCCAAUACGCUCUUCGGCAGUACACAAUAACGAGGAGUCUAGCAUCAGACGGUCGUCCCAGCUGCGAUCCGUCGGGUGUGCCCGAGGGCGCAGUCUCGGAAGGUGGGUGCGCGCGAUGGAGGAAGCUGCAGGAUGGCCACGAAGGAAAACCUGCCGUGACAUUGCGUUACCACCCAAGGAGUGCCUCUGUGGAUCGGCUUCUACUAUCUUGAGUCCUGGCACAAACUCCUGGCUUUCUGCCUCUCUCCGUUCCUCCGUCACCCAUGCCCUUCGUUCCAGUCGCCGCGUCGCUCGCGUAAGCGCUGUCGGCUGCGCGCAGACGCUGUUUUUGCUUUGUCUUCUCUUGCCCCUGAGGUUUCACAGCGGUAACGAACUCCAGGCAUUUUAUUCCCCACUGACGUUCGCCGCCACGAGCAACGUGCUGGGGGAAAGUGUGCAGGACGACUUUUCUGCCACGUCGCCAGACUGUUCCCUCGGCUCUUCUGGCGAAGGUGCCUCGUGCCUCCUGGCCUACGCGUUCGACGCUCCAGAUCCUUUUCACCUACUGCGAACAACACCGAAAAGCGCGUUUCCCCAUCUCUACUUGCAGGAUGCUCCGGGCGGGGCCUCUGCAUCUGCGCUGGUGGCCGUUUCAAGCCGGCGUCUGAGUCUGCAAGACGCUGCGGCUGCGAGUCCGCCCAAGUUGCAUACCUCUCCUCUGCCGGAGUCGAGAGAAUUCCGCACCAGUCCGUUUCUGGACAGAGGCACGGACUUCCGAGAAAUUCCCCCCGAGACCACCCCUGCAGAAAAUGCAUUAGGACGCUCGAGCGCCAGACUGCUGAGUGACGCAGAAAUCUUCGACUUCGCCGUUCGACGGCUGCAGGGUUUCGGAAGCCUCUUCGGAGGUUCUGGAGCGGGCAGCUCCUCAGAUCGCGCGAAGAAAAGACCAGGCAGUUUCGACCUCGACGCCGACGAGAAUUUGAGCAGCACGUCUCUAAGCAGCGGACCUGGAGGUCGAAAGGUUCUAGUUAGCAACGGCUUGGUCUGCGAAGACGACGCUCGCGUGGAAGAGUUCGGCGCCAAGUGCAAACUGAUUGCGCGUUCUUUGGGCGGGCGACUCGGCUGCGAAAAGAAGCUCUCUGAAAUCGCUCCGGACGGACAACUUCCUCCAACCAUCCCGGCUUUCUCUCGCGUUGCUGACGCGUGUCCCCUCACAUGCGGCCUAUGCGAAGAAUGCGCUCCCGGAUGCGCACUCUGGUUCCUUGGAAACACUCUGUGCGACGAAGCCUGCAACAAUGCGCUUUGUCAGUUCGAUGGUGGCGACUGCUGGAGCGCCGACUGCGUCGUCAGUGAAUGGAACGAAUGGUCCAACUGCAGCAUCACUUGCGGAGGACCCGGAACCGAAAAACGCAGCCGAGAAAUCAAAAGCAAACCGAAACAGGGCGGAUCGCCUUGCCCUAAACUCGAGGAAACUCGCGAGGGCUGCAACGCCCACGUCAAGUGCCCGGAAAACUGCGUCGUAAGCGAGUGGGGAGAAUGGAGUGAUUGUUCAACAACUUGCGGCGAAGGGCAGAGCAGACGCCAGAGAGAAAUUCUCAAGCAUCCUGACACAAACGGACAAAAGUGUCCCGAGACAGAACAGGCGCGGGUUUGCAUGAAAGAUUCCUGCACAACGGCUUGCGUUGUCUCUGAGUGGAGUGAAUGGGGACCUUGCGGUGCUUCUUGCGGAGGCGGCGAACGCACUCGAAAGCGCAGCAUUGUUUCUCCUCCCGUCAACGGCGGGGCGCUUUGUCCAUCGCUCACUGAAGAUGAGGUGUGCAACGACUUUUCCUGCGAUGGGGGCUGCGAGGUCGGGCCGUGGAGUGACUGGAGCUCAUGCACCGCGCCGUGUGGAGGAGGCACAAAGACAAGAAUGCGGGAAGUUCGCAGAAAGGAGAGCGGCGCAGACUGUCCGCCUCGUCGCCAAGAGGCCGUCUGCAAUCAACACAUUUGCGCAAUCGACUGCGCCGUCUCCGAGUGGACUCCCUGGAGCGCAUGCAGUGUGCCUUGUGGAGAAGGGCAAGAAAGCAGACGCAGACAUGUAACGACAGAGCCUGAGGGCAUGGGCUCGCCUUGUCCACCUCUCGCGCAAGAUCGUCCCUGCUUCGCGGGUCUCUGCUCUUCCGAGUGUCUCGUCUCUGACUGGAGCGAAUGGAGCGUCUGCACAGCUAGCUGUGGAUUUGGAACUCGUACCAGACAGCGAUCUGUCGAGACACCGCCGACAGAGUCGGGAGGCGCGGGGUGUCCAGAUUUGCAGGAAAGCGAAGAAUGCUUUUCCAACUGUCCUGUUUCCUGCGUGGUCGGCGAGUGGGAAGACUGGGGCGAAUGCGCUGAUCUCUGCCACCAGGUUGGAGUGCUCGAGCCCAUAACGACUCGCAGCCGGGCCGUUCUGCUGGAGGCGCCCGACUGCCCGCCGCCCUCCACGUUGAUUCAAAGUCAAUCUUGUGUGGCUCUCGGAUUCCACUGUGACGUCGACUGUGAAGUAGGCGAAUGGGGGGCUUGGGGACCCUGCAGUGCGACUUGCGGCGGCGGGCAGAGGCGGCGGAGGCGCGCGAUCCUUCGUCCGCCGACGGGUCAAGGAAAAGCAUGCCCGAGUUUGGUGGAUGUGAACCCCUGUGCUUUGGAAUCUUGCGCCGCGCUGGAGGGUCAGAUGAUUUCCUCAUGCAUCUACGGAGAGUGGAGUCCGUUCAGAGAGUGCGACGCGACUUGCGGCGUCGGCCGGCAACGAAGCAUGCGGGCGAUUUUGGCGUUUCCUUCCUCCCCGUUCGACCCCGAGGGCAACAUUCUCCUCGAUAGCACCGUCUGCACAGAGACCGACAGAUUUCAGAUGUGUCACGGCCCUCCUUGUCCUGUCGACUGCCAGGUCACUGCCUGGGGCGCCUGGUCGAGCUGCUCCGUGACUUGCGGCGGCGGCCAACAAGACAGGCUCCGGUCGAUCGUCAGACCGGCAGCUCACGGAGGCAAGGAGUGCCCUGGCUUGAGGGAAGUCCACCCAUGUGCGACGUAUCCUUGUCCGACCGACUGUCGACUCUCCGACUGGACCGAGUGGACGGCAUGUUCAGCCGACUGCGGCCUCGGCUCCCAGACGCGGACGCGUCGGAUCUUGACGCCGGCCUCCGUCGACCCUCCUGGGGCUUCUUGCGGGCCUCUGACGGAGGAGAGAAGGUGUUUCGCGCCUCGCGGUGCAUGCAGAGAAGACUGCGAGUUGUCCGCGUGGAACGACUGGACAGGCUGCUCGCAGUCCUGCGGACUCGGCGGCGUUCGGACGCGCUCGCGGCAGGUCGCCAAGCCAGGCGGCCUCGCGGGCGGCCGGAGCUGCGCCGGAGAGAGCCUCGUCCAAGAGGAAGCCUGCAACGAGUCAGUGCCCUGCGUUGGCGACUGCGAGGUGGGCGACUGGGGAGAGUGGACAGGCUGCUCGGUUUCCUGCAGCGAAAAGAAGACGCAGGAGGAGUUGAAGAAGAACGCGGGAGGACGGCGCAUGCAGGCGGGGCGGAGCAGGGCGAACGCCCGGCGCUUAGGCCCUGGGGGCGACGGCGCCGAAGCCGCGAGUGACGAGACGAAACGCGACACACACUUGCUCUCGGGAGGCGGCAAACGCAUGCGAAGUCGCGCAGUUUUGAAGCCGGAGAAAAACGGAGGAAUGCCUUGCCCACAGACAGAAGAAAUCGACGACUCCUGCAACGCCGACGUCCCCUGCCCUGUCGAGUGUACAUACACCCCGUGGACCGACUGGACUCCUUGCAGCGUGACCUGCGGUGUGGGGAAGCAGACGCGACACCGAGAAAUCGCGACCGACGCGCAGUUCGGUGGAAGGCCUUGUGACAACCUCGAAGACUUCAUCGACUGCAUGGCAGACGUCUUGUGCGUGGAUGACUGCGAGGUCUCGGACUGGGGCGAGUGGAGCACAUGCUCCGCGUCCUGUGGCGGCGGCGUCCGGAAACGCGGCAGAAAAGUUUUGCGGGCGCCCACGAACGGCGGACGUCCUUGUCCCCCUCUGACGGACUUCGACGCAUGCGGCUUGGCUAGCUGUCACGGCACAGACUGCGAGGUGGGUGAAUGGAGCCCAUGGUCGAGUUGCUCGAAGGUUUGCGGCGGCGGAGUGCAUGCGCGGACGCGACCGGUUUUGACGGAACGUCGAGGAAGCGGCCGCGACUGUCCGUUCCCGCUGCUCGAGCGCGAAGGCUGCAACUUGUUCAGGUGUCCAGACACCGCGUGCGAGGACAAUCCCGACGUCCCCGUGAUGACUGGCGGCGUCGAGUGCCGCGUACUUCUUGCGAUGGGAUGUCAGCGUCUGCUGAAGGAUCUCGCGGAAGAAAACGACCGAGAGUUUCCUGCCCACAUUCCUCCCGAAACGCGAGUGCAAGAUGCCUGCCCGGCGACUUGCGGAACCUGCGCCGAGUGUGCGCCUGGGUGUCAGCUCCGCGACCUUGGAAAUCGCCACUGCGACGACGCAUGCAACAACGCGGCUUGCCAGAUGGACUUGGGCGACUGCGGGGGCGACUGCGAACUCGACAAAGAGAAAAAACCAAACUUCUUCGCGGCGCUGGGCCUCGCAGCCGACCCCCCGACCUCGACGCUCCUCCGCGGUCAGACGGCCGUCCUCAGCUGUACAGACGCCGGAACGCGGCUGGCCGGGUUCCCCGCGCUGCGGCAACUCGCCGUCGCAUGCCGAGGCCGCGACAUAUUUGAACUUUUCCCUCAGGGUCUUCGACUGGCAGGUGCACGAGACGGAGAAACGCGCGGCGAGUUGGGAGACGUUGCUCUCCCGGCCUGCGUCCCCGACGCCUGUCCGUUCGUUUACGUCGACGGCUUUGGAAAGGAGGGUGAGAACGGACCGCAAGAUGCCUCGCUGGCUCUGCAGCAGCUCGACGGCGUCUACUACCGAGGUGACGCGCAGAGAGGCUUCCCGCGGUACGUCCAGGAGAAGGUUGGACAACCGAAGUACUUCCUCUGGAUGCACGCAGAGCCGAGCGUCGAUCUGCGAAGCGGGCCGGACUCGAAGCAGACCUCGUCCUCUGUUUCGCCGUCUCGCGCGACUGCCGGCACCUUCGUCUGGCGACUCACGGCUUCCGAUCCUCUCGAAUCGGAGACGCCGCGAGCCUCCCAGAGAGGUCACACCCGAGAGAAGGAGAAUCUGAAGAAGCUGGAAAAGGCGGCUGGGCCAGAAGCGAAGACUCCCGGCGUGCAGAGAACGGAGGCGGACGCUGUGCUUCUGGCUGUCGGAACAGGGACGAGGUGCAGGACGCCUUCCGUGGGGAAGGACGGCCCUCUCGACUGCGUGGACUUCUGGAGUGUCGGCGAAGUCGACGCAGCCGGAGGGGCAGUGAAACUUGGGAAGAAAAUUCCUGGCAAAGACAUCACCCUGCGGUGUCUGUCGUCGGAGGCGGAGAAGGAAGAGUUGCUCGCGUCCCUCCUGGCCACUGCCGUUCCUGCCUCCGAUCCGCAAGCGCAUUUCGAAGAGCCUCCGUCGACAGUCGUCGCAGGCUCGCAGAUGUUCUGCGAAGACCAGCCAGACGUCGAGCGGGUGUCUCAGAAGACUUGCGCGGAGCUGAAGAAGCUGCUCAAGUGUGACUUCGUGCUCGCGGACGCGGGCGUCGACGAGCUCCCCGAGUUCCUCCCGGCCGACGCCACCCUCGCCCUCGCCUGUCCCCAGACUUGCGGCCUCUGCAGAGAGUGUGCCUUCAGAUGUCCGCUUUGGUUUCUCGGCAACAAACACUGCGACGCUGCCUGCAACAACGCAGCCUGCGAGUUCGACCGCGGAGACUGUCUGGCAGACGCGCCGGCCGCGGGAGGCCUGGAGCCCAACGCGCCGGCGUGGGUCCGAGGAGACACCCAGCAGCAGGCCGAGGAGCUGCACGGCGCGGAAGAGUGCGUCGACGAUGCAGCCGUGAAAGAGAUGGGAUACAGCUGCAAGUUGCUGUUGAAAGUUGCGAAAGAGCAAUUUCCGGCUCUCGGCUGCGCGGCGAAACUUCUGGACCUGAACCCCAACGCACAACUCCCGCCCGGCGUCCCUGAAGUCGCCAGAGUCAAAGACGCCUGUCCAAAGUCUUGCGACGCAUGCAGCGAUCCAGACUUGCUUCGGCGCGGCGGACGAGGAACCGUCCCCCACAAGUCCGAGAAAGAGAGUGCGUCGUGCGAAGACGACCCUGCCGUGAGAGAGAUGGGAUCCACAUGCAGACUUCUUCUCGCAGCUGCAGAGGAAGGAGGAAAGGGUGGAUGCGACGCGAAGCUUCUCGACCUCGACGAACAGAAACAGGAACUGCCUCGAGGAGUUCCAGCGACCGCGCGAGUCAAGGACUUGUGCCCGAAAACAUGCAAUGCAUGCAACGAUAAGGAUCGCCUAGUCCGCCCGCGGCAAGACGCAGCCACUGCAUGCGAAGACGACCCACUAGUGAAGUCGCUGGGAUACACCUGCAGUCUCCUCGUUCGAGCGGCUGAGGAUUUCGACGGCUGUGCAACGCGUUUGCUUUCGCUAAAACCUGACCAGGUUCUUCCCCCAGGAAUUCCAAGCGAAACGAGAGUCAAAGACGCAUGUCCGAAAACAUGCAACGCAUGCAGCGACUCCGACCGCCUGAUUCGGCCGACUGGCGCAGACCGUGCGACCGCAUGCGAAGACCAUCCGGCAGUGGAGGCACUUGGGUACACCUGCAAGCUUCUGCUCUCCGUCGCGGCCUCGGAAGACGUCGGAGGCUGCUCCGCGCUUCUCAGAGAUCUGCAAGGACCUGGGGAGAAAGUUGUCGAGACGCUUCCUGAAGCAACGCGCGUCAAAGACGCUUGUCCGAAGACAUGUCGCGCCUGCGACGAUCCCUCGCUUCUCGUUCCGGCGGUGAAAGAGAAGGAGGGCGUUUCCUGUCUCGGCGAUUGCUGCGAUGUGCCGAUGCUGGAACAAGAAACAGGCUACACCUGCAAGCAAAUCAAGGCGUUCGUGAACGGCGAUUGUUCGGUGUUGCUGAAGGACCUGAGCAGCGCAGCGCUGCCUCCGCAAGUUCCCCCGACGACGACUCUGGAGGACGCAUGCCCGUUCACCUGCGGCGCCUGUUCGACCGAGCAGUGCAACGACAAUCCGUUGGUGGAAAAGCUCGGUUACUCUUGCGGGGAGAUUCUCUCCGCUGCCUCGGGCCGAGGCGGCUGCGAGGCGAUGCUCUCCGAACUCGCGGGCCCUGCCGGUCCGCCGCUGCCUCCCGAGAUUCCUGCGCACACUCGUGUGAAAGACGCAUGCAUGCGCUCCUGUCGGAACUGUCCGUCGAUCCGCGAAACGGACCAAGCGGCGCUAUGUCACGAUGAUCCGCGCCUCCCGCAGAUGGGAUACAGCUGCGAAACGAUGCUGCCCUACGCGCAAGGCUGUCACACCGUCCUCCGCGACCUCUUGCCCUCGAACGCCGUCUACCUCGACGGUGUCGACCCUGCCGAGACGCUCGCGACCUACUGCCGUCUGUCUUGCGGAAUCUGCAUGCAGAAACAGCCGACCGGCGCAUGCAGAAACAACCCUCUGGUCGAGGCACACGGCUACUCCUGCGCGCUCCUCGUCAAGGCCUCUGCGCUCGGAUGCAACGCGAAGCUGAAAGACCUCUCCGACGCGCCUCUGCCUCGGGGGAUUCCAGAGAACGCGCGUGUGAAAGACGCCUGUCUCCUCGAAUGCGGCGGAUGCAUCCAGGUCCCCACCUGCUACGACGGCUUCCAGAACGGCGACGAAGAAGGCGUCGACUGUGGCGGACCCUGCAGGCCUUGCCAACCUUGCUCGCCGUCGCUGUUCAAGGCGCUCGGAGAGGCCUACACCAUCACCGCGGGCAGAGGAACGCAGCACGGAGCUGUCCGCGAAAUCCGGUGCUCUGAAGGCUUCGACAAAGUCGCGGGGAAGGAACCAGAAACUCUCGUCUGCCAAGACGGAGUCUUCCCAGUCCCAACUCUCAAGUGUGAUGUCCGAAAAGUACAAGUCGAAUACGGAACUCUCACCAUCGACAACGCUGGGGACUUGGGCGCCGAGGCCAUCCCGUCGCUGUAUUUUGCCUUGCUGCAUGCGCUGCGACUGACGACGCCGUACGAGCUGCGCCUGCUGGCGGCAGGGCCGGAGCGGCGUCCCCGCGAGGCUCUCGGCGGCGGCGCAGGCGCAUGCAGCGACGACCCGCGGGUGGAGGAAAUGGGAUACUCGUGCGGCAUUCUUUCGUCUUUCUGCGACGCGGAACUGCAUGCACUCGCAGCAAGCCAAGGCAAACAACUGCCUGCUUGGCUCCCGCAAGGCGCGAAAGUUAAAGACGCCUGUCCGGCCUCCUGUGGCGCAUGCAGUCAGCGUCGCCGUUUGUCAGCCUUGUCUGCUUCUUCUUCUUCUUCGAGGUCUCUGUCUGCAUCUUCCUCCUCCUCUUUUCGGCCGCUCUUUCUCGACUACGGCGUCGCUUGGUCGACUCCGAACCUCCCUUUCUCUUCGCGAUUCACAGAGGAGACGCCUGCGUUGUUCCUGAACAGUUUGUACUCUCAGUUUCUCGAGAGACACUUGGCAGUCGUCGACCCGCAGACAGGCGCCUUGCAUUCCGCAGCCGCAGCGAUGCGCCAGCGGCCUUUCCUCGUCACCUUCGAGGCGCCGACCCCUCUCAGGCUGUCGCUCCGCUUCUGGGAUCGAGGCUUCGGAGCUGUCUCGCCUCCCGAAGUCGCCAGAGGCCUCUUCGUCCUAGCAGGCCUCCCCCUGCCGACCGCCCAGGAGAUCCGCUUUGGGCUCCAAACGCCGGAGCGGGCCCGUGCGCCCCGAGAGGAGACACCUGCGCGAAGUGUCUCCGCGGGCGCCUGGAUGCCGCCGACGGGUGGCGAAGCGAAACUCAGUCCGCAUGCAGAGGUCCAGUACGACUUCACCAACGAGAAGAAAACUCUCGUUCCCCUCCAGCCUGGCCUUGCGCGUCUCCUCGGCGCAUGCGCGACCUCCGAGGCACAAGCCGACGCCAAGAACUGCUGUGGAUUCCACGCAGAAAUGCAGGCGUUGCUGGACGGCCCGUGUGGGGUCCAUCUGUACACACAGCGCCUGUCUUCGGAGUCGCUGGAUACGUUCUGUUCGGGUCGCGUCUCCGAGCGUCGUUGUCUCUCCUCCUUUCUUCUGCUCCUCGACCUGUAUCGGUUCCGACCGGGAGUUGGCUGCGAACUUCUCCCCUUGGCCGAGCGCGUCGUCGACGCCUGGUGCUCCAAAGACGCCUCGGGGAACUUCUGCUUCUCCGAGGUCGAGAAGACGCUGGCGAGUCUCGAGGGUCCCGGUCACUUGGCCGCAAAGCCUUCAGACGAACUGGAAGAAACAUGCAGUCCAAACAGCUGCUACAUGAAACACAUUCGCUACUUGGACGCCAUCACGCAGCUGCAGGUCGCGUGGAAGCUCUUGGGAGACCCACACGCCUUCUUCAGAUCCGACGAGACGCGCCCCGCCCUCAGCAAGGGCAUCCCCGGAGAUGCCGACGCCGGCGCCGACAGGCAGGCCAGCAGGCAGCAAGGCAACGACGCACACAGCAGAAGUCUGCGACGCCUGCAGAGACCUGAAGCUGACGGCGAAGGCGCAGUCCAUGGAGGAGCAGAAAGGACUGGAACCGCCGCGAGAAAAGCGCGCAAAGAGAGCGACGCGAGGAGACCGGGAAGAGCAAGCAACGAGACGGACGCUGAAGAAAACGGACAGACAGAAGAAGCAAAAGACACAAAAGAGGUAGAAAAUGAAGACGGAUUCAGUGGGAAAGAAGAAACAGGCGGAGCAGAGAAAGCAGCAGAGUCGAAGGGGGCAUCUGAGGCUUCUUCGUUUUCCCUGAGGUCGUCGGUGGCCAGGCGCCUGGCUUCGAGGCCUCGAGCUUCCACGUUCUCGUCUUCGACGUCUCCUCUGGAUGACCUUUCGCACAAACCGCUCGCUUCGGAGAAAUUAAAGUUCAAUUCGUCUUCAUCCUCGGAAGCUUCCAGGUCGCCUGCUUCCCCUGCUUCCCCUGCUUCUCCUGCUUCUCCUGCUUCUCGCGCUUGGCUCGGAGCCAUCGAAACGCAUGCAACGCGCCGCGACCGCGCGUACCACAGCCUCGCUCGGCGCCUUCAGCAGAGUGUUGCCACGGUGACAGACAUCCUGGGGAUUCCUCUGGACGGUUCGUUCUUCUCUGAGAUCCGUUCAAGUUCUCGAGAGACGCCAUUCGCUUCUGAGGCGUCAAGCGCCGAACAUCGAGCUUCACCGCCGUCUUCUUCACCUCCCUCGCUCUCCUCUUCUCCUCGUUCUUUUUCCUCUCGUCGGCCUCGGCGUUUGCAGGGCUUGGAGCCUCGUUUGGCGGCUCACUUUGAGGGACCGCUGGGGGAGAGUUUGGAGGAGAUGGUGACUUUGAUGUGCACCAAGGUGGAGGGGGACUUCUGUCAGCAGACGCUUGUGUUGCUGGCGGAAGAAAGUCCGGUCAAGAAUCCGAGGCUGGUCAUACAACCGUGCUCCAGUCGCUGCUUCGUUCCGAUCACCGGCCUCCUCGGCAGUCUCGUGGAGAGCUACGGAGAGCGGUACGACGACCCCUUCCACCGCGCUCUGGGGCAGAUCAUGCGAGCGUAUGGGCGCUUCUACUGCACAUAUAACGAAGCUGGACAAGUCUGCGGGGAAAUGCUCUUCAACAAGUUGAAACACGUCGACGUUCCGGCCUUCACUCCGCAAGGCCUCGGUGUGAACUUCUCGCAGUGCACCUGCCCCCAGAGCUUCCUCCAAGAUGGCCAAUGCGACCGUGCCUGCUUCAACGAAGCAUGCGGAUGGGAUGGUCAGGACUGUUUCGUUCGUCGGAUGUUCCCUGAGAUCUACGAGGCCUUGCUCUCGCUGGUGUCUCCCCAGUGCUCCGCUUUUUCAGCGAGCUUUGAAUGCACGGCCAAGUGCAAGAGGCAGUACGAGCGCCUGCUGUUGCCGGAGAAGAACUGCUGCAUGGCCGCAGGUUUCGAGCUUCUUUCUUCGCUUCUCGCUGUCGACGUGGAGCAUCCACUCUUCGACGCAGAGGCUUGGGCGCCUUCUCGUUCCCUCGCCUUCCUCGAGUACCAGUGCGACUUCGCGCUGGAUCGCACCUGCUCUCUCGGUCGCCCUCGACAACAGCUGGUUAUUUCGACCUCGCUGUUAGGGGUGGACGCCGGCCGGCUGCUGGCCGACGCAACGAAACUCCGAGAAGUCGAGCAAGUCGUCAGGAAAACCGCUGCUCAGAAACUCGCUCUCGUUGACCAGGACCUCACCCGCAUCCUGUCCAGACCUGCGCCGGGCGGUCUCCAACUCCUCACUUUCGUCGACGCAGGCGUCUACACAGAUCGAACGCUCCUCGCCAUCCAAAACCAGACGACCUUGAGUCAGAUGGACGAGGCGAUUUUGCGACGCUUGGGCGCCGUCGCCUUGGAUGGUUAUCGAGACUUUUCGCACAACUCGCCUCUCGCUGUUGAGACUUCCUCCCUUCCCUCGACCCGCACCGUCACUACGCCUGCAGUCUCUUCUUCGUCGCCUCCGCUGCCGUUUGCCGGCACUUGGGGUGUACACGAACUUCCGGUAGACUUGCCGAAAGAAGGUUGCUCCGUCUCCGAUCUCCACCGUCUCCUUCACCCUGGAUACUCGCUGAUUUUUCUCGGUCCUGCCGCCUUCGCCUCUCGGUCACCUUCGGCGGCCGCGCGGCCUUCUCCGACCGCGCGCGGCUCCGGACAGGACGAAGGCGAGGAGACAGCAGCAGCGCUGGCGCGAGGCGCAGGGAGACCAGGCGCUGUGGGCGACGGACUUCCCGCUGCGGAGACGUUGGCUUUCUCUGCACUCACUGGAAAAUCAAGACAGGGCGACAGCCGACGACUUUUCAUUCCAAGAAAACGAAGACUCGCGGCAUUCUCCCCAUUCUCACGUUCAUCUCGUGCCUCUUCUCCCUCUUCUUCUCUCUCUUCUUCUUCUCUCUCUUCUCUCUCUUCUCGUGUCUCACGUCGGCUGCAAGAGGGGUCUCUGAGUCUCUUUUCCUCUCCGGAGUCGGGGAUGUCUUCAGGACUCUCGAGCGGUGGGCAGCGGGCAUGGUAUUCGCACGGCGAAGGCGAGGCAGUGGAAUGCGCCUCGCCGCUCUACUUCCCCGUCAGCGGACCUGCAGUUGACCGCGUCGUUUGCGACAACGGAUCUUGGACCUUCAAGAAUCUCCUCGUCUGCAAACGCAACUGUCCGCGCGCGGCGGACUUCUUUGCGUCUCAAGCUUCUUCUUCUCUCUCGUCUCCCUCUUCUUCUCGCGCCCCUUCUCCUCCUGCCAGUGAGAAGGUAUCUCCGUAUCGAGUGCGGGGUGGCGACGCGGUGUCGCACGGCAGCGUGGUGGCUGUUGCAUGCGAGCACGGUUUUUCGCCUGCUGGCCUUCAAGUGUCUCCGUCUCGAUUCGAGUGUGUAGACAGUCAGUGGAUAGGGCGUCCGCUGGUCUGCUCGCCGCUUUGUCCGGAGUUUCCAGACUUGGGCGCUGCAUACGUCGUAGAGGGCGAGGGCCGGGAGGACGGCGACCGCAGACUGGUGGCGUGCGCGCGAGGCUUCUAUCCCCAGCGUCGCUCCUUCACUUCUGUUUGUCAGGCGAGUCGCUGGUCGCCCCUCCUCUUUGAGUGCACGCAGGCGACGCCGCCCGACAUGCAGGAAGGCGCGACAGGUCUGCAGAAGAUUCUCCUUCAAAUGUUCUCCCGCGAGGGAGUUCUCGGUCUCGUCAUCUUCUCCGUCCUCGUCACCCUCGCCGCGGUCGCGGUCUUCAUCGCCUGGCGCCUCCACUUCAAAGCGCGCGCCACCCAGAACUUCAUCGCGCGCGAGGAAACUGUGCAGGCGCUCAAGGUCUCCUCCCUGCCUCCCGGCGCCGGGGAGACGCCUCAAGCCUCUGGAGUCGACCGACGCGCCGAGCAGCAAGCCGACGACUCGGACGCCUGGUGUGUGGCGCCAGAGGGUCCGCGGGAUCGACCUCGCAGUGCGUGGAGAACCUGUGGAGACGCAGACGAAGCAGAGAGAGACGGCAGAGAAGAAGCGAGAGCAGCAGAAGGAAACGGAGAAGAACUCAGGACGGGGAAACGGUGUGGGGUGAGCGGCCCUGGAGGCGGACCCGGAGAGGUGAGACCUUCGAUUUGUCCUUCCUUUCUGGGGAGUGAGUCUCAUGCAGCCUCUACGUCCUGUCGCCCCGGAGCCGUGGAGACAUCCUUCUCGAGGUCUCAGGAAAGAACAGACGGCGGCGCCUCGGUGGCGACUGUGAGCGUGAGGACCGAGUUCCAGGCUUACACGAACUCCGCGCGUCUUUCGGAAGGCUCCGCGGCUUCCGGCGCCGUCGACGCGACCUCGUCGGGCAAGAAAAACGGCGCUUCGAGACAGGCAAAAGGACCACCGGAGUCGCGCACUGGAGGCCUGUCACCUCCGCAGCUCCACAGCGCCCCACAAGGCGGCGCAGCGCGCGUUCCCGGGUGUCUAGACGCCUCAGCAGCUCCACGAGCUUCUGAGGAGCGGAGAGACGUGGACUCGCGCAGAAACUCGGCGCAUGCGUCGAGCGGAAAUCGACGCCAAGCGAGUGAGAGCGAAGCGUCUCCUGCCGUGAGCUUCCCUCCACACGAGGGCGCCUUCUUCGGAGCGUCGGUCUGUGGCUCGUCCGUGACCGAGAACUCGACGCUCGCGGCUGUCGAGGCGUCUGUGCACUCGCUGCCCCUCUACCACAAGCUGCAUGCAGAGCGCAUGCAGCGGCCCUUUGGUGGGCGCGGUGAGGCCGCCGCGGAAGAUGGGUGGUACAGGCGACUGCGCCGGGAAGUCGAGCUGGAGUCGGGGAGAGAGGAGACAGCGCUUGGGAGGCAGGGCAAGACGGCGGGAGUCUCCGGAGCCUCUCCGCAGGUCUCGGGAGAAGAAAAGAAGAGAAGGGAGCGCGACGAAGGAGCAGACGAAGGGCGCAGAGAAGGCAGACGCUUCCAACGCGAAAGUCAAUUCGCAGCCUCGUUCACUCUCUGUGGCACCAUCAGCGAAGCAGACGAAACUGGGGAGAGAAGUACGCAGAGUCUCGAGGCGUCUGCGUCUCGCCGGAGAGACUCUUCUUCGGCAGCUGUUCGAUCGUUUCAUCUUGCAGAGACAGGCGCGGAGACGCAGGCAGAAGCAGAGGAGGCGAAGAAGGAACGGAAAGGAAAGGGGAGUCGCGAAGAGAUGGCAACGCCAGGGGGAGACCGAGAGAGAGAGUAG
Molecule: messenger RNA, 14259 nt
Organism: Toxoplasma gondii ME49
Lineage: Eukaryota; Apicomplexa; Conoidasida; Eucoccidiorida; Sarcocystidae
Product: sushi domain (scr repeat) domain-containing protein
Exons: 23
Coding region: 1-14259 (4752 amino acids)
Source: RefSeq, a predicted model, not a curated record